CGUAACAUUCGCCCAAUGCGUGCUUCUCUUGUAUUUUUAGACGCUCUCCGUAUCAAAACGACAGUUGUCUCACCAGAGCGACCCUUUUUUCACCCCUUGAUUUUGGACCCAAGCGAAGCAAAGGUCGCUAUUGUGACACCUCCCCAUUUCACAAACCUCGACCAGGUUUCCACAAAACGACGGUCGGCGUUGAUGAUGGCACAGACGGGGCCACCGCCUAUGAAGGCUGGGAGACUCUAUGUCAACCCAGAGGAGGAGGAUCAGAUGGAAAUCUCCGGGUUUAGGCCCCAUACACUGAAAACAGCUGUCGUGUGGUUCUUCAUCAUCAUCACGGUCGGGCUGCUGCGACUCUUCUUCUACUGGCUGCCACAUCUGUUUAUAAAGGCCACCCACUCCAGGUGCUCACUGGCCGAGGCUACAACAGUGUUACUGAAGGACCAGUGGAAGCAAUGGUUCAACUCCACAGUGAAAACGGAAGAGCAGACUGUGCCAUUCAAGAACUCACAGACCGUGCAUCAAUCACAAACCUCCAACGAAUCUGCCAAGCAGAGAGAUGGUCUGAUACGGUACUUUAUUUGUAAGAAAAUCAAGUACAUAUGGGACAAAGAAAUGAAAGAAUUUACCCGACUGAGGGGGUUUGACAAGGACAGGGCUUGUUCGUUCUUCUACCAACAAACAGGCCUUGCGUAUGAUGAGCAAAGAAAGAGGCAAGUUCUAUAUGGUAUCAACUCUAUUCGAGUCCACGUGGCACCGAUUAUCAAGAUAUUGUUCAAAGAGGUGUUGUCCCCCUUCUACGUGUUCCAAGUGUUCAGUGUCUCUGUGUGGUUCGCUGACGAUUACACCAUCUACGCUAGCUGCAUUGUCUUCAUCUCUGGCCUCUCCAUAAUCAUCACCAUCUACCAGACGAGGAAGAUGCAGAGGGCGCUCCGCAGUACCAUCACUUCCUCCACCAUCGUCACCGUGUGUCGUGGCGGGGACGUGUACGAAGACAUAUCGUCAGAUGACCUCGUGCCUGGUGACGUCAUAGAGGUGCCCCGGCACGGCUGCAUGAUGCAGUGUGACGCCGUCCUCGUCAGCGGCAACUGCAUCGUCAAUGAGAGCAUGCUGACAGGCGAGAGUGUGCCCGUGACCAAGACGCCCCUCCCCAACCCCCUGCACGCCUCAAGCCAGGAAGCCAUGUUUGACAUCAAGAAGCACUCCCGACAUAUCCUCUUCUGUGGUACUCACGUCAUCCAGACUCGCUACUACGGCAGCCAUAAAGUCAACGCCGUCGUCCUCAGAAGCGGCUUCCUGACAGCGAAGGGCGAGUUGGUUCGCUCUAUCAUGUUCCCAAAGCCAGUGGACUUCAAGUUCAACAGAGACACCUAUUGGUUCAUCGGUAUCCUUGCCUUCCUCGCAUCACUUGGCUUCAUAUACACAUUAAUAUUGAUGGUGAGGAACGGCGACACUGUGAGCGACAUCAUCAUCCGGACUCUGGAUCUACUGACGAUAACGGUCCCCCCAGCCCUUCCUGCCGCCCUCAGCGUUGGCAUCGUUUUCGCCCAGCAGCGGCUGAAGAAGGCCGGCAUCUUCUGCAUCAGCCCUCGAGGCAUCAACAUCUGCGGCACUAUCAACGUUGUCUGCUUCGACAAGACAGGGACCUUGACGGAGGAUGGGAUGAAAAUGAUGGCCGUGGCACCUUCCCCUAAAGGAGUGUUCGAACACGAAAUCCGUAAUAUGAACAGGUUACACAAUCAGCUGAUCAUCAGUGCCAUGGCAACAUGCCACUCCCUCACCAUUAUAGACGGUCACGUGACUGGGGACCCCCUGGAUCUCAUCAUGUUUGAGGCUGUUGAUUGGGUAUUGGAGGAGCCGGGUGAGGAGGAGACGAGGUUCGACAUGAUUGUGCCGACUAUUGUACAUCCUCGCGUAAGGGGAGGCAAUCAGCCAAUGGGAGAGGACAUCGGUGUGGUGAGACAGUUCACCUUCUCCUCCAGCCUGCAGAGAAUGUCGGUCAUCACACGCAACCUGGGUGCCAACAACUUUGACCUGUUUGUGAAGGGAGCACCCGAGAUGAUCACAAGUCUCUCCAAGGCUGAAACGGUACCAGGGGACUUCCAUGAUGUACUGAUGGCGUACACACAGCAUGGCUACCGGGUCAUCGCUCUGGCCUGGAAGGCCCUGCCACAGAAACUCAACUAUGCCAAACUCCAGAGAAUAACACGGGAGCAGGUGGAGAAGGAUCUCAACUUCCUGGGGCUGCUGGUGAUGGAGAACUGCCUGAAGCCAGAGACCACCCCUGUCAUCCAGACGCUCCGGGAGGCUGCUAUCAGAAACAUCAUGGUCACAGGUAGGUGCAGCCAGAUGAACCCUGUCAUCCAGAUGCUCCGGGAGGCGGCCAUCAGAAACAUCAUGGUCACAGGUGACAACAUGUUGACCGCCCUGAGUGUGGCCCGGGAGUGUUGUAUGGUGGACCGCACAGACCGUAUCGUCCUUGUCCAAGCCUACCCGCCACAGGACGACAACACUAGUCCAGAAAUUGAGUUUGUUUUCGCUGAUGAGAUGGAAAAGAAAUACAGCAAGGAUUCCAUAGCCCUGCAGCUGGACAACGACAGGUUCCAUUUCGCUUUGACAGGGAAGUCCUGGGCUGUCAUCAGACAGCAUUUCCCCGAUCUCAUGUCCAAGAUCGUUGUCAAGGGAACGGUCUUUGCACGCAUGGGCCCAGAACAAAAGGCGCAGUUGGUGGAGAGCUUGCAGGCAUUAGAUUACUUUGUGGGAAUGUGCGGUGACGGGGCUAACGACUGCGGAGCAUUGAAAACAGCCCAUGCCGGCAUCUCUCUGUCGGAGGCUGAGGCUUCCGUGGCCUCCCCUUUCACAUCCAAGAAGCCCACCAUUGAGUGUGUCCCAAAUGUCAUCAGGCAGGGCCGAGCCGCACUGGUGACGUCCUUCGGGAUCUUCAAGUUCAUGGCGUGUUACAGUCUGACACAGUUCAUCUCUGUCCUGCUUCUAUACUGGAUCGGAGCGAAUCUCACAGACACCGAUUUCCUCAUAAUCGACUUGUUCAUCGUCACAACCCUUAGUAUCACAUUCGGUCGCACUGGUCCUUGUGAAGAACUGGUCAAGGAACUCCCGCCAUUCAGUCUGAUAGCUGCUGCACCCAUCAUGUCCAUACUGGCACAGAUUGCGAUACAACUCGCCACACAGGUGUACUGCUUCCUCCAUGUUUUGAGACAACCCUGGUUUGUACCCUACAUCGACAACGAGGACGACAACUACGUCAGCUAUGAGAACUCCGCUGUCUUUCUGGUUUCCUCGUAUCAAUAUAUCACUCUGGCCGUCGCUUUUUCCAAGGGGGCGCCAUUUAGGAAGCCCAUAUUUUCAAACUACUUGUUCCUCAUGAACAUCGCCAUCUGUCUUGUCGGCUGCUUGUGGGUGACGAUCCAGCCCCCACAGGGGCUAGCGGACAUCAUUGAGUUGCUGGUGUUCCCAUCCAUACCCUACGCCAUGGUGCACGUCGGCAUUGCCCUCUUCAACUGCCUGCUUUCUAUCCUGGUUGAGACCUACGUGAUGGACAACACAUCUCUCCAGGGAAGCUGUCGAAACUUCUUAAAACAUUCUCUCCCUUCCGCGCAGACCAAAUACGCUGCCAUUGAAGAAGACAUAGCAGGAAAUCCCUCAUGGCCGCCAGUCAGUCAGUCAGCCGUCAGUCUAGCAGUGGUCUUCCAGAGAUUGGACAGUGCUCACCACGUCCCGAAAGAUCUCAACACUGCUCCCGGGAAAGAGAUUCUGGAGGAUCUCAUCGAAGACUCGGACUCGGAGACGCGGAGUAUCAAAUCUCUCAGCGGGGUGACCCCGGGUCAUACCCAGAAUGCAGCAGCUAGUUACACCCAGCGACAGUUAUCGACAGAGGGUGGGCAUCACAACACGGAGCAGUUUGAAACUCCGCUUCUGUCUGAUGGCGCUGCAAAUUCCAGUGGUGGGAUAGAUAAUCCGGUGGUGACAAGUUUUGAUGACAACGGCAGGUACACCACAUUCUUGUGACCCGUCGUGACCUUGACCCCUGACAUUUACUCACAUGGGCCAUAAUCCUCAUAGUCGAACUUUUUUUUGCAGAAAUACAGAUCUAUAACAAGACGUCACUGACAUAAUUAACUCAUUGAACAAUACUCAGGGCAUUAACGUUGUAGUCAAGUUGUAUGAAUCAAGACCCCAGCACGAGUUGAUCAUUUGCUUCAGACUUUUUCAAUAGACAUAAUCAUAUCGACACUGCUUAUAUAACAGUAUUGGCCAAGGGGACAGUGUGACAUACAUGUGUUGAAAAGUGAUGCCAUUUUUAAAAACAUGACCUGAAAAAAUUUGAUUGAUGUAUGUUUAUUAUAUUUAUGUCAGCUCCAUAUGUCUAUGGCAUGUUGCAAUUGAGCUUUUUUCUAUUGUGCUGAAUUUCCAAACUAUUUCUCUGUAAGCCAUUGUCUAUUUAAGUCUGAUCUGAUCUUUGACAUUUAUUGGUUUACUUCAGUUCUGAGAUGUCAGAAGUGCCCUUAGAAGGGACUGGUGAUUUAUUAUAGGGGAUGAGUGCCCAUAAGACUGGCCAUGUGUUCAGGUCAUGUAUCCGUAUGAUCAUCGUUUCACGAAUGGACCCCUUCAUUCACAUUUAGUAGUAUAUUUAAUUUCGGGCACACAUCAAAGUUCUUUGUGAAAGGGGAAUUUGCUAUUUUAUUGAAUAAUAGAACAUCCUUAUCUAAAAAAUAAAGUAUUGAUUGACAUUUUCAUUUCAGAUAUAUUAUUAUAUAAUUGUAAUUAUAUUCAAACAUAUUCAAGAAGUCAAUCAAGCCUUUUUAAGAGUGUUUAUGCCCUAUAAAUAUUAAAUAUUCAGCGUCACGCAAAAUUGCCGCGAAUUGAGUAUCGAUAUACGUAUCGGAUCGUGUACAAAGUAUCAGGAGAUACAAUUAGGAUGUAUCGUGACAUCCCUUGGCGGACGUAGAAAAUGAACAAAGCUGCAUUGUUAGUUUGAAACAGAAUUAUAUAUAUUUUAUACAUGUCACAUUUAGAUUUAUUUCUUAAUUUAUAUUGACAUUUAUUGACUACUAUAAUUUAUUGUUACUAUAAAAUUAUA
Messenger RNA from Haliotis rufescens (red abalone), 5092 nucleotides. Its product is annotated as polyamine-transporting ATPase 13A3-like. The record is from RefSeq and is a predicted model, not a curated record. Gene Ontology annotation, biological process: polyamine transmembrane transport; intracellular calcium ion homeostasis. Lineage: Eukaryota; Metazoa; Mollusca; Gastropoda; Lepetellida; Haliotidae. Gene Ontology annotation, cellular component: membrane. Gene Ontology annotation, molecular function: P-type ion transporter activity; ATP binding; polyamine transmembrane transporter activity. The transcript has 31 exons. The coding region runs from base 16 to 4020 and encodes 1334 amino acids.